AUGUCGGCCCUCGCCAGUGCUAUUGCCGCCAUCGACAGCUUGCACAAGAUUCCCCCACUGGCAGCCGAUGAUGAGUGGCGGUCAAUAGGUGCUUCGCUGCCGGGUCAUCUCACGUUGGUACGGAUCACAGAGGACAUACUGGGCUUGAAACAGACGGAUGUGCGGACAGGCCUCGUGGCGGCUCUCGCCUUUCUGAAGCACGCGCACAGCACGCCGCAGAAGCCAGAGCACACCGCCUCAGCACAGCAGCUUUGCGAAUACAUUGGCCGCACGGUCUCACCAUGUCCAGGUGCUGGGACUGGACAAGUCUCAGACGACCACUGCCCGGAGUACGAGCAAGUUGCCCACCGAAGCCGUGACCUAGCACCCUAUGGACUCAGUAUUCUACGCAUCUUGCACAGUGACUACUCCAUUACCUUCAGCGUGGAUACGCUUCUCACUGUCAUCUCGUUCACGGCGCCCGGUGUGACAGACCCGUGGACGGCGCAGGAGACGUGCGAGGUCGCACGAGAUCUCUUGUCCCAACAGCUUCUGCACAAAUGGAACCAGCCUGAUCUGGUCCAAACCAUAUUGAAGGAAUACCUUCGCCCUGCCUUCUCCAAGUCACGGCCAAAGGCUGUCACGGCUUCAGGGAGGAAAGCAGAGUUCUCCCAAGAGGAAGACCCCCACCGCGGUCUAGCAGAUGACACGAGAGAGGUGAAGCCCUGGAAAUACGAGGACCACAGAGCACUCGCAGUAUUUCACUGGGUGGUUUUGACUGCAGAAUUGGACAUCUUGAGCAAACAGUGGCCCCUUUUCAUUCCCGUCCUCCUAGCCCUCCUAGAUGAUGGAACAACAAGAAUUCGAAGGCGCGGUCUUCUCAUCUUGAACGUUUUCCUGGAGAAGUUUCCGUCAAACAUACUGCGCGAUACAGGUCUGGCCAGUGUUUUUGGAGACGCAGUGUUCCCUACGCUGCACUUUCUGCCGAGUAUCACCCCAGAGGAGGAUUCCGUUCUCUUACUGGAAGCGGCAUACACAGCCCUGUUGAGCCUGGCGAGGAAGACGGAGUCCAAGACCGGAAAGGUGGAACCACACAGUGCUUCUCCGAAGGGCAAACUGCUUGACAAGCUACUGCGCGACGGCGUGUUUUCGGCAUACUUCCACGUCAAGGAACAUGUUAGAAUUGUGGAAGUUCUGUUGAUACAGACGGCCAAGAUACUGCAUGAGAUGCAGAUCUACUCCGUAAAGCACCUCAAGGACCUUGUUCCAAUGCACAGCGAGGUGCUGUCAAAUCCCUUCGCCUACCUCGCCCCCGCCACCUUGUCUGCAGCGAUUCAGGGCCUGCAGGCUGUCAUCGCCAACUGCUGGCCGCGACUAUCCACCCCGGCCUACCAGGACGAGCUCAUCAAGGCGCUUGUCAUCUGCUACAUGACGGUGCACGACGAGCGGGAUCAAUUGGGCGAGCGCUUCGCACAACUAGAUGCCGAGCUCAUCAAGACUGCUUCUAUGCUUACGAUCGCUGCAAAGGGCACCGGAGAUGGGGUCGUAGAGGACCUGGCGGACAAGGCGGCGCUAUUGGUUUCGAAAGAGCCGCUGGUUGCUCGACUUUUUAAAUGA
This is a messenger RNA of Diaporthe batatas, 1596 nucleotides long. RefSeq lists its product as uncharacterized. The transcript is spliced from 6 exons. NCBI's taxonomy places the organism in Eukaryota, Fungi, Ascomycota, Sordariomycetes, Diaporthales, Diaporthaceae. Gene Ontology annotation, cellular component: centrosome; cytosol; nucleoplasm. The coding region runs from base 1 to 1596 and encodes 531 amino acids. The record is from RefSeq and is a predicted model, not a curated record.